AUGAAUCCCGACAACAAAAGCCCUGUUUCCGGCGACCAUAUGUCGAAGAAAGCAGCUUCCGCCGGCCCGAUCAAACCUACUGUUGAAUCUGGUGUCUCUUCAGCCAACUCUGUCUCUGUCUCUCCUGUUACCGAGAAACGAAACGGCAAGUCCGUUGUGUGUUCCGAUGUGCCGAUCAAAGGUAGGAGUGGAACCGGUGUCCCCUCCGCAAAAACUUCUCAACUGGUGUUCUUUAGAGAUGUCAAGUUCGGUCCACAGGAAACCCAGCUAAGGUUUCGAUUGAUUCAUUUUUGGGAAGCGCGUAACGUCCUCACGAAGAACCUUAUUUGUCUUGAAAUGCUUAUGAUUGAUGAGCAGGUAUAUUCAGCUAUCUUCAGAAACCCUUUUUGUGUACUUACCCAUAUCGUUUCAUUUUUAGCUUCAGAAAGCUCUAUCGUUAAGCCAAUACAGGUUAAAGAGAGCGCAAACAGCAGAAGUUCCAGGAAAGUUUCUAGAGUCAUAGAUACUACUGUUAUCCCCGAAGUGACCUGUCAGACUGAAGAUGACGUUGAAAAGGGGGUUGUCUCUCAUGGGGAAAACCAAACUGUUGACAAUAUUAUCAACAAGAAGUUUGUUGCAGCUAACCCCGUAAAAGACAGUCUGCAUAGCAAGAGGCUAUCCGUACAAAGGAAAUCUAUCAGGUUUGCUGUUCAAGAAACUCAACAAACGGAAACUAAAGUAACUAAAGAAAUAGCAAGGCUCUCUUUGAGAAGACGGUCUGCUCGGUUAAGGCCCGAAGAAGCUGAACCAUGUAAAAGCUUUCAUGAGAGAGGCGAAGUCAGGGAGACGACCAAGAGGAGAAGCUUAGUAAGCGAAGGAUCAAGAUCUGAAGCUUUAGAACCAUCUGAAAGCGGACAUGACACAUCUAAUACAAACGGGAAACACAGAGUGUCGACUAGAAUGCGAUCAACAAAGGGUAAAUGUCAGACAGCUUCAGACACCAAUGGAGCCAAUAAAGAUAUAGUGACAGAGUGUGAUCUGUUACCAUCAACGGUGUCUCAGGGGGACCAUGAAAGAGAAUCAAAGAACAAGCCAAGAACAUCUGUGGGAAGAAGACCAUCGAGACAUGCAGCAGAGAAAGUUCAAUCAUACAGAGAAGUCUCACUUAAUGUGAAGAUGCGGCGAAACUUCUGAAUCUCCAGCAUUCUCUUGGUCUCUAUGUUCUUAAUAUGCAAAGUUGUUGUUAAGAAGCUUACUUCAUAGUGCGUUUUUAUAAAUUUUUAGAUUCUUUGAUAAUUUGUUUCUCAUGUUUUUUUUUCCGACAGAUUGUGCGUACCAAGUACUUUGAAAUGCCAACAUUGACCGUCUCCGAGGCAGUGGAGCAGCUGGAGUUAGUAGCUCACGAUUUCUACGGCUUCCAGAAUGAAGAAACCGGUGAGAUAAACAUAGUACAAGAGAAGAGAAAGAGGGUACGGUCUGAUAAUCCCUAAGAAAGAUGGUAAGGCUGAGAAAGUUGAGCCGCUUCCAACAGAUUAAUUGAAUGAACACUCUUUUGCUGAGUAGAGUUGUGGAUUCUCGAGAGAAAACAGUGAAAGAAAUUGAUUUCUUUCACUGUUACGGUUCAGGAAAUAGGUGUACAUAAUAAUAAAAGGCUUAAAAAAUCUUUUUCUUUUUUAAGAUGAUUAUGUUUUGAGGUAGAAAGAAAAUUGAAACUGAA
Molecule: messenger RNA, 1696 nt
Organism: Raphanus sativus (radish)
Lineage: Eukaryota; Viridiplantae; Streptophyta; Magnoliopsida; Brassicales; Brassicaceae
Product: SHUGOSHIN 2-like
Exons: 8
Coding region: 1-1173 (390 amino acids)
Biological process (GO): maintenance of meiotic sister chromatid cohesion; meiotic sister chromatid segregation
Cellular component (GO): nucleus; chromosome, centromeric region
Source: RefSeq, a predicted model, not a curated record